Messenger RNA from Peniophora sp. CBMAI 1063, 477 nucleotides. NCBI's taxonomy places the organism in Eukaryota, Fungi, Basidiomycota, Agaricomycetes, Russulales, Peniophoraceae. The record is from the annotation of a GenBank genome assembly.
AUGGUCUCUGCAUCCCUCGCUGUCGUUGUAUUCGCUGCUCUUGCAGCCGCUGCGCCUACGCGCCGCGCCGUGCCCGAACCGGGUCUCCUCAUUGCGACGCACACCACGUCCGACACGAGUGCACUCGCUGAGCGCGCCGUGCCAGAACCCGGCCUCCUGAUUGCCACUCACACCACCUCGGACACGAGCGAGCUCGCCGACCGUGCUGUCCCCGAGCCCGGUCUCUUGAUCGCGACGUCCACCACUUCGGACACUAGCGAGUUGAUUGAGCGCGCUGUACCCGAGCCCGGCCUGCUCAUUGCCACCCACACUACAUCCGACACCAGUGACCUCGCCGCGCGCGCAGUUCCCGAACCGGGUCUCCUCAUCGCAACCCACACCACCUCGGACACGAGCGACUUGGCUGACCGUGCUGUACCUGAGCCUGGUCUCCUGAUUGCGACGCACACUACCUCCGAUACGAGCGACCUUGCGUGA